Dryobates pubescens (Downy woodpecker) is the source of this 3317-nucleotide messenger RNA. RefSeq names its product pyridoxal dependent decarboxylase domain containing 1 (gene PDXDC1). Gene Ontology annotation, cellular component: intracellular membrane-bounded organelle. The record is from RefSeq and is a predicted model, not a curated record. Lineage: Eukaryota; Metazoa; Chordata; Aves; Piciformes; Picidae. The transcript is spliced from 23 exons. Bases 291 to 2651 code for a protein of 786 amino acids. Gene Ontology annotation, biological process: carboxylic acid metabolic process. Gene Ontology annotation, molecular function: pyridoxal phosphate binding; carbon-carbon lyase activity.
CAGCGGGCGGUGUACGGAAAAAGGGGAGCGGGCUGCGCUCUCUCCAGCCCGUGCUGUCAAGGCGCAUGGCCCCACAGCACCUUCCGCAGUGCCACCGCCCCGGAUCCUCCCUGCCCGCCUGCAGCCGUGGACCCGGCUGCGCACGGGGCGGGCCUGCCGCCGUUCCCUAGGUGAGCGCGUUCCCCGCCCCUCCCGCCGCGGCCUCGUCAGCGCUGCCAGCGUGGAGCCGGCUAGGGCUGAGGCGGAAGUGCCCGGUAGGGAGGCGGCGCGCACCGGAGAUUCCGCUGGCCAUGGACGCCUCUCUGGAAAAGAUGGUUGAUCCUACUCUAGCAGAAAUGGGGAAGAAUCUGAAUGAAGCAAUGAAGAUGCUAGAAGACAAUCAAAGAAAAGUGGAGGAGGAAAAUGAAAAGAAGUAUUCACGUAAGGAUAUUCCUGGCCCACUCCAAGGCAGUGGUCAGGAUAUGGUGAGCAUACUUCAGUUAGUUCAGAACCUGAUGCACGGAGAGGAGGAAGAGGAAGCUUCACAGGCCUACCGACUUCAGAAUGUUGGUGAGCAGGGUCACAUGGCUCUGCUGGGACAUAGUUUGGCUGCUUAUAUAUCAGUGCUGGACAGGGAAAGGCUGAGAAAACUUACAACAAGGAUCCUUUCUGAUACUACUCUCUGGCUCUGCAGGCUUUUCAGGUAUGAGAAUGGAUCAGCAUAUUACCAUGAAGAUGAUCGCCAAGGCCUGCUGAAGAUCUGUCGGCUUGUUAUCCACACGCGCUAUGAGGAUUACACAGUAGAAGGGUUUAACGUGCUCUGCAAUAAGCAGCCCGUCAUCUACAUUAGCUCUGCAGCUAGAAUAGGCUUGGGACAAGCUCUCUGCAAUCAGCUAGGGUUGCCCCUUUCUUGCAUGUGCCGUGUGCCUUGUAACACCAUGUUUGGAUCUCAGCACCAAAUGGAUGUUGCUUUGUUGGACAGACUAAUUAAAGAUGAUGUGGAGUCUGGAAAACUGCCUUUGUUGCUUGUGGCCAAUGCUGGGACACCAGGUGCUGGGCACACAGAUAAGCUUGGCCGGCUGAAGGAGCUUUGUGAGCAGUAUAAUAUGUGGCUCCAUGUAGAAGGUGUGAAUUUGGCAACUUUGGCUCUGGGUUAUGUUUCCUCUUCUGUACUGGCUGCUACAAAGUGUGACAGCAUGACUCUAACUCUGGGUUCUUGGCUGGGUCUCCCGGCUGUGCCUGCAGUGACGCUCUACAGACACGAGGAUCCCUCUUUGUCCUUGGCAGCUGGGCUGACAUCAAGUCAGCCUGUAGAGAAGCUCCGUGCCCUGCCGCUGUGGCUUUCCUUGCAGUACCUGGGCCACGAUGGGAUUGUGGAGAGGAUAAAGCAUGCCUCACAACUAAGUCAAAGGUUGCUGGAAAACCUGAAAAACCUGGAUUUCAUUAAAACUUCGGUUGAAGAUGAGCUGAGUUCACCAGUGGUGGUUUUCAAGUUCUUCUGGGAAUAUUCAAAUAGAGAUCAAACCUCACAUGCUGCACAGGCCUCAACUAUUCAGCACCCCAUAAUAAGCAACGAAAGACACGUUUAUGACACUCUGAAUCAGUGGCUAGGUGAGCAGUUGGCACAGCUGGUUCCUGCCAGUGGCGUUGACGUGGUAGAACUGGAAGAUGAAGGCACCUGUGUGCGUUUUAGCCCACUGAUGACUUCUGCAGUUUUAGGAACUGAAAUACAGGAUGUUGAUCAGUUAGUAGACUGCUUGAAAAUGAAGAUACCAGUAUUGACAAGUACCCUGCAACUGAGAGAGGAAUUUGAGCAAGAAGUGAGAAGAACAGUAGGCCUGUUGUAUAUCGAAGAUCUUAACUGGCCAGGACUAGGUGUUGUAAGAUACAACUGUCACAGCGACGAGGAGAACGACGACAAGCGGGAGAAAGAACUUGAAAAAAUCAAUACAGAGCUCCUGAAAAAGUUAAAUGAACUGGAGUCAGAUCUCACCUUCUCUUUGGGUCCAGAAUUCGGAGGGCAGAAGAACUGCGUUUAUAUUGGCAUGGUGACUGAGGACCUGGACGUGUCAGAGCUAGUUGAAACUAUUGCAGCCACUGGCAGAGAAAUUGAAGAAAAUUCCAGACUGUUGGAAAACAUGACUGAAGUUGUUAGAAAAGGGAUACAGGAAGCACAACUUCAGCUUCAGAAAGCCAAUGAAGAACGACUUCUGGAAGAGGGACUGCUACGACAGAUACCUGUAGUAGGCUCUGUGCUCAACUGGUUCUCUCCAUUCCAAGCCUCACCAAAGGGAAGAACAUUUAAUUUAACAGCAGGCUCUCUAGAAUCCACAGAAUCUACCUACGUAUCAAAAGCCCAAGGAACAGGCACCACUCCACCACCAACUCCUACUUCUAGCCUUGCAAAGCAAAGACUUCCUGGUCAGAAGAUAUUUAAAAGGUCUCUAAGAAGUUCUGAUGCAUUCAGUGAGACCAGUUCAGUCAGCCACUGUGAUGACCUGGAGAAGGUAGAGCAGAGACCCCCAACUCUAUCCCCUGGACCUCUGGAGACAGAAAAAACAGAGGAGCAGAAGGAGGUGGCACAGGCAACAGAGACAGACACUGAGGACAUUCACAGAGACAAAUUGCCACAUGACUGCACAAAGGCAGAGGAACACGAAAGUCAAAGAUAAAAUCCAGACUAUGGACUGCAGACUGGGCAGAGGAGACCUGUGCCCCGGGAGGCCAGGUACUAAUGAUGCAUUUAGGUGAAGAGUGCCACAUGCUAGUAGUGAUGACUACUGUAACUUAUCACCUGGGGUUUUGCACAAAUUUAAACUCCCCCCUUUGGGACAGAGAUUUGUCUUACCUUGUUACAGUUCCCUUAAUCCUCUGCCUGUCCAUGUCACCAAAGUACCAGUGCAAUUUAGUGAGUGCUCAUCAACAUCUGUCAGAACAACUGGCAAUUAUCCUUCUGUAGGAAUCCAAGCAUGGUAAUAGUUGCUAAUGAACCAAUUAAUCAGCCAUACACAAGAUGAAGAAUACAGCUGCACCCAGUAAUUGUAAAAUGAUCUUAUUACAUAAAAUACACUUAAAAAAACUAAUCAACUGCCAAUAGUUCACCUUUUUAAGAGUUAGAGGUCAGUUAAGCCUCCUGCCAAACCUCUCCUGAAGUCACACUAGCUCUGUUUUGCUGCUUUUUUUUUCUUACAAAGAACAUUGCCAAACAGUUGUGGUGCAACAAACACUAGGGACCUGUGCCCCUGUACAUAGGAGUCACUUCACCAUCACCCAUCUGUUCCUGCUCUUGUAUGAUGUGCCCCAUUCAGCCAAGGGGAGUGGGGUGCUGAGUCUUUAGC